Messenger RNA from Aspergillus ibericus CBS 121593, 655 nucleotides. RefSeq lists its product as uncharacterized. The record is from RefSeq and is a predicted model, not a curated record. The transcript is spliced from 2 exons. Lineage: Eukaryota; Fungi; Ascomycota; Eurotiomycetes; Eurotiales; Aspergillaceae. Bases 66 to 251 code for a protein of 61 amino acids.
GUUCGCGCCAAAGACCACCAUGAUUCCGUCCCGUGGGCCCUGGCCGGAAUCCUUUCCUUUUUCUCAUGACAGCAACGGACGAUCAAGGCGCCAAACGAGGAGCCGUGGCGUGUUUGCAGGGAGAUGCCUUACAACACUGCCGGGCAAUCACCUGUCGUUGCAUCAAUGUUGGCAGUGAUAUCUCGGGCGCCAUUCCUAUACCGCUACUUCGGACCUGGGCGAUGUCAGCAUCACACGACUGCAGGAGGUGAUCCUAGCAUCUGAUGAUGUUCACCUUUGACGGUUUCAUUGUCUUGUUGUACGGUUUCUCCACGUAUCCGACACGGUGCCUGGCAAAAGUACUACAUCGAAGUCAGGUACCAUACAUUAGAGAUUGACGAUGAUAUCUCGAUGCCAGCAGUCUCCGAUCAAACCUCUGGCGCUCUUACGAUAUGCAUCCUUAUCACCAGGGAUAUACCUAUCGCCUUGAUGAUGCGAUCCGAUUAGUCCAUCACUCUAAACAUCCAUGGACCUAACCAAUAGAAAAAGCAAAACCUAACUACCAAUCGCUAUUAGUCUGAAAUCAACAAAAGUUAACCAAUAGCCUCUACAGCCCCUCAAACAUGAAACGACGCCCGCGACUACGCCGAUUAGCUCGAAAACAUAUCCGAGGCGC